Molecule: messenger RNA, 927 nt
Organism: Bombina bombina (fire-bellied toad)
Lineage: Eukaryota; Metazoa; Chordata; Amphibia; Anura; Bombinatoridae
Product: olfactory receptor 5V1-like
Exons: 1
Coding region: 1-927 (308 amino acids)
Biological process (GO): G protein-coupled receptor signaling pathway
Cellular component (GO): membrane
Molecular function (GO): olfactory receptor activity; G protein-coupled receptor activity
Source: RefSeq, a predicted model, not a curated record
AUGGUUCACUCAAAUCAGACCUUGGUGACACAUUUCAUUAUAAAAGGUUUUUCAGAAGUUCCUGAGUUUCAGGCAAUAAUCUUCUGUCUUGUUCUGCUAAUUUAUAUCAUUAGUAUUGCUGGUAACUUGAUCAUUGUUAUACUUGUCUGCUUGGAUUCAUAUCUGAAAACCCCAAUGUACUUCUUUUUGUGUAACUUAUCUCUUCUGGAUAUAUCUUCUGUCACUGUCACUCUUCACAAAAUCCUUCUUAUAUACAUAUCAGGAAACAACAAGGUAUCUUUCCUUGGCUGCAUGACACAACUUUUUCUAUUUGUAGCACUGGUUGGUGAUGAGUUGUCAAUACUAACGGCCAUGAGUUAUGACCGCUAUGUGGCCAUCUGUAAUCCCUUACGGUAUCAAGCUCUCAUGAACCAUAGAGUCUGUACCCUUAUGGCCACCAUAUGCUGGUUGUAUGGUUUUCUACAAGCUGUACCUUAUAUCUGUUUAAUUUCCAGCUUCUCCUGCUACAAAUCCAAUGUGAUCAACCACUUUUUCUGUGACAUUGUGCCUCUGAUGCAAAUAACGUGCAGCGAUACCUCUGUAUUAGAGCUAUAUAUACUUACAGGAUCUAAUAUUCUUGUUGGUUUAACGCCUUCAUUCCUUACCUGUGUACCUUAUAUUUUUAUUAUUUCCACUAUACUAAGAAUUCGCUCAAGCACAGGACGUCGUAAAGCAUUCUACACCUGCUCCUCACAUAUCACAGUUGUGGUUCUUCUCUACGUGACUCUUUUCUUCCAAUAUCUUAGACCAGUCUCAAUGAACAAUUUGAACUCUAAAAAACUUUUGUCACUUUUUAACACAGCUGCAGUACCUGUGUUAAAUCCACUGAUUUACAGUUUAAAAAAUAAAGAUGUAAAAUCUGCAAUGAGUCGAUGGCUGAAAAGUUAA